This is a messenger RNA of Sorex fumeus (smoky shrew), 2098 nucleotides long. RefSeq names its product Wnt family member 5A (gene WNT5A). The transcript is spliced from 5 exons. Gene Ontology annotation, molecular function: cytokine activity; frizzled binding. Lineage: Eukaryota; Metazoa; Chordata; Mammalia; Eulipotyphla; Soricidae. Gene Ontology annotation, biological process: neuron differentiation; cell fate commitment; multicellular organism development. Bases 453 to 1595 code for a protein of 380 amino acids. Gene Ontology annotation, cellular component: extracellular region. The record is from RefSeq and is a predicted model, not a curated record.
CUUGUGAAGAAUUUUUUUUUUUUUAUUAUUUGUUGUAAAGUCUUUUGCACAAUCACGCCCACAUUUGGGGUUGGAAAGCCCUAAUUACCGCCGUAGCUGAUGGACGUUGGAGAGGGAGCGCCUCGCCGCGAAACAGUCGCCUGCGCGCCCUCGCCGGACCCGCGGCUCCCCGGUUGCGCCCCGGCCGGGCCCUGUCGCUACUGCCGGCCGGCGGGCUUCUGCGCCCCCUCGGUUCCCCGGAGCAUCCUAGCGAAACUCGGGAGCGAGCGCCCAGACUCGGGCGCCUGCGAACGCCUUUGCUCCAAUUCUCUGCGCCUCGCCGACGCGCCCAGGAGGAACCCUCAAGUCUGCGCCGGAUCGUCCCCCCAGGCUUAACCCGGCGGCUCCGCUCGGUUUCCUCCACUGCCCUCGCUCGGGUGGCGACUUCCUCCCCGCGCCCCCUCCCCUUCGCCAUGAAGAAGUCGAGUGGAAUAUUAAGCCCAGGAGUUGCUUUGGGGACGGCUGGAAGGGCAAUGUCUUCCAAGUUCUUCCUAAUGGCUUUGGCCAUAUUUUUCUCCUUCGCCCAGGUUGUAAUAGAAGCCAAUUCUUGGUGGUCGCUAGGUAUGAAUAACCCUGUUCAGAUGUCAGAAGUAUAUAUCAUAGGAGCGCAGCCUCUCUGCAGCCAACUGGCAGGACUUUCUCAAGGACAGAAGAAACUCUGCCACUUGUAUCAGGACCACAUGCAGUAUAUCGGUGAAGGUGCGAAGACAGGCAUCAAAGAGUGCCAGUACCAAUUCCGACAUCGGCGCUGGAACUGCAGCACAGUGGAUAACACCUCGGUGUUUGGAAGGGUGAUGCAGAUAGGCAGCCGCGAGACGGCCUUCACGUAUGCAGUGAGUGCCGCCGGGGUGGUGAAUGCCAUGAGCCGCGCGUGCCGGGAAGGCGAGCUGUCCACUUGCGGCUGCAGUCGCGCCGCACGCCCCAAGGACCUGCCGCGGGACUGGCUGUGGGGCGGUUGCGGCGACAACAUCGACUACGGCUACCGCUUCGCCAAGGAGUUCGUGGACGCCCGCGAGCGGGAGCGCAUCCACGCCAAGGGCUCCUACGAGAGCGCGCGCAUCCUCAUGAACCUGCACAACAACGAGGCAGGCCGCAGGACGGUGUACAACCUGGCUGAUGUGGCCUGCAAGUGUCACGGGGUGUCCGGCUCCUGUAGCCUCAAGACUUGCUGGCUGCAGCUGGCUGACUUCCGCAAGGUGGGAGAUGCUCUGAAGGAGAAAUAUGACAGUGCUGCAGCCAUGAGGCUCAACAGCCGGGGCAAGCUGGUACAGGUCAACAGCCGCUUCAACUCACCUACCACGCAGGACCUAGUCUACAUUGACCCCAGUCCUGACUACUGCGUGCGCAAUGAGAGCACGGGCUCGCUGGGCACACAGGGCCGCCUGUGCAACAAGACCUCAGAGGGCAUGGAUGGCUGCGAGCUCAUGUGUUGUGGCCGCGGCUAUGACCAGUUCAAGACGGUGCAGACAGAACGCUGCCACUGCAAGUUCCACUGGUGCUGCUACGUCAAGUGUAAGAAGUGUACGGAGAUUGUGGACCAGUUCGUGUGCAAAUAGUGGGCACCCGUGACCUGCCCGUCGCCCCAUCCCACUCCCAGGACCCACUUAUUUAUAGAAAGUACAGUGAUUCUGGUUUUUUUUUUAAAAAAUAUUGUUUUAUUUUUUCCCCAAGAAUUGCAACCGGAACUAUAUUUUUUUCUGUUCCCAUCUAAGGACUCUGUGGUUUAUUAUUAAUAUUAUAAUUAUUAUUUGGCAGUAAUGGGGCGGGGGGAGGGGGAGGUGGAAACCGUGGCAAAUAUUUAUUUUGUGGAUCUUUUAAAAGGUAAGGCAAGACUUCUUUUGAUGGUACAGAAUGAGGGGGCCAAAACACCCUAACUUAGUUGUGUGUACAUCUAGAAGGUAAAGGAAAUAUGCGUUCUUUUCUCAGCUGUGGGGUCCUAUUAUAUUGUGGCACCUAGGUGCAAGAGAGUGGUGCAAGUUUAAGCACAAUUCAGCUUCUGUGAUCAAAAUGAAUUGUGAACGCUCUGGUAAAAGCUGAAAGGUCUUGUGGAACAAAUGAA